Trichoderma citrinoviride is the source of this 2007-nucleotide messenger RNA. RefSeq lists its product as hypothetical. Bases 1 to 2007 code for a protein of 668 amino acids. Lineage: Eukaryota; Fungi; Ascomycota; Sordariomycetes; Hypocreales; Hypocreaceae. The record is from RefSeq and is a predicted model, not a curated record. The transcript has a single exon. Gene Ontology annotation, molecular function: molybdenum ion binding; oxidoreductase activity. Gene Ontology annotation, cellular component: mitochondrion.
AUGACGUCCAGAGCCCCCAAGUGCUUUGCGCGACAGCUACACCAAUCAGCUCGACCACGCAAUAUCUCGCUGCGACGGACUUCACCCACACCGCAGAGCCGGCCAUUUACCAGACCAACAGCCGCGAGGCACAGCCGCGUAGCAUCCAGGGCACAGACGCCUCAUCCCCAGAACCUCUCUCCACGGGCUGUCGCUUUGCUGGCCGGCAUUGGACUCGCAUCGUUUGCUUACGCCCUCUACCGGACGCCCCCCGCUGCUUUUGACGCCGCGGCGGUGCUGCAGUCCGAAGACGAUGGAUAUGCCCAGGCCGCCACUCACGAUGACCGCGAUCCGAAUCUGCCCCGGUUUCGCAUAUCCGAGAUCCGGAAGCACGACGGCAAGUCCAAGCAUCCCUGGGUGACGUACGGCGACAAGGUCUACGACAUCACCGAGUGGAUUGCCGCCCAUCCUGGUGGACCAGUCAUUCUGCGAGCAGCCGGCGGCUCAAUCGAGCCUUACUGGAACAUCUUCACCAUUCACAAGAACCAAUACGUCUACGACAUACUGAAUCAGUACCUCAUUGGCUACGUCCACCAGGCCGAUCUGGUCAACGGCAAGCCCGCCCAGGAAGCGAUUGAGGAUCCAUUCGCCGACGACCCGGUGAGACACCCUGACCUCAUCACGCGGACACUGAAGCCUCGCAAUGCCGAAACCCCUGAACCGGCUCUCAGCGCCCACUUCAUCACGCCCAACGAGCUCUUCUACGUCCGGAACCACAUGUGGGUGCCGAAGCUCUCUCCGGACGAGGCCGAGGCACACGUUCUGACCGUGGAACUCCCCGACGGUACCACCAAGGAAUACACCCUGCGCGACCUCAAGACCAAAUUCGAAAAGAGAAAAGUCACGGCUGUUUUGCAAUGUUCGGGCAACCGUCGUAGCCACAUGACCCAAGGGUCUGGCCGCCCAACAAACGGCCUGCAAUGGGAAGCCGGCGCCAUUUCCAAUGCUUCGUGGGAGGGAGUUUUGCUGGCCGACAUCCUCGCCGAUGCCGGAUUUGACGCCGCCACCGUGAGGGACGGCACCAGCGAAGCGCAGCAUGUGCAGUUUUCUGGAAUGGAGGCGUACGGCUCGUCUAUACCCAUCAGAAAGGCCGUCGACCCUCAGGGCGACGUGCUGUUGGCAUACGGCAUGAACGGCCAACCCCUGCCCAGGGACCACGGCUACCCCUUGCGAUCCAUCGUGCCCGGACACGUCGCUGCUCGGUCCGUCAAGUGGCUCAGUCACAUCACCCUGAGCGAUGAGGAGAGCCCUACCCAGUGGCAGCGCAAGGAUUACAAGUGUUUUGGCCCCAACCAGACAAAGGUCGACUGGGAGUCUGCUCCGGCAAUCCAGGAGCUGCCCGUCCAAAGCGCCAUUACCGGUGUCAAGCUGGGUGGCUGGAAAGCGUCGGGUGAAUCGCCGGCGAAAGAGGUUGCCCUCAACGGGUACGCCUACUCCGGCGGCGGACGGUCAGUCAUCCGCGUCGACGUCUCGCUCGACGAUGGGAAGACGUGGUCACAGGCCGAUCUGCUGCGAGACGAGGCGCCGAAAAAGCUCGACGGCAAGGCCUGGAGCUGGAAACGGUGGACAUUCAACGGGGCUGUUCCCCUAGAGGCCUUCAAGACCCCGGAAGACGAUGCAUCUGCCGGCCACGACGAUACCGAUGAGGAUAGGAACACCAUCAGGCGAGGCACUGCCAGGAGAUCCGCCAACAGCGAGGGCGGCGGCCAGCAGAACUCCAAGGGCAACAACAACAACAACAACAACAGCAGCAGCAGGAGAUGCACCACCGUUGCCAUCAAGGCGACAGACGAGGCGUACAAUACCCAGCCGGAGAGCCAUGCCGCUACGUGGAACGUCAGGGGCAAUCUGGCCACCGCGUGGCAUCGCGUGCAGGUUUGCACGGACUGUUCUCCCGGCGCCAUUGCUCUGGAGAAGAAGAAGAAGAAGCCUUUGCAUGAGAAGAAGUCAUCGCACGAGGAGGAGUGA